Messenger RNA from Trichoderma asperellum CBS 433.97, 1137 nucleotides. RefSeq lists its product as uncharacterized. NCBI's taxonomy places the organism in Eukaryota, Fungi, Ascomycota, Sordariomycetes, Hypocreales, Hypocreaceae. The record is from RefSeq and is a predicted model, not a curated record.
AUGUGCGAGCAGCUCUUCCAAUACGACUGUGGCCACUUGUGUCGUUGCAAUAAACAAUGUGAACUGCAUAAAUGCCAUCAUUCGGCAACAUAUUUUCCAAGCCAAUCUCAAUCUAACGAAAGUCACCGCCAUGAAGCCAAAAAGUUAGAGCAUCGCGCUACUCUAUGCCCGAAAUGCGAAAUGCAGGAGAAAGAUCGCGAGGUGUACGUCAAUAGCACGAAGCGGGCCAGCCUUCCUACCACCCAAGCAAAAAAGGAUGCCAAAUGGUACCAUGAAAAGAAGAACUGCAAAGCUACUAGAGUGAGUACCAGUGCCACUGGCUUCAGACGUGUCAACUCCAAUCCUGCUCUGCUUCCUUCACAACCUCUAAGGCGAGUCCAGGGUAUGGACGACGACUCGCUGCGCAACGAGUACACUCGUCUUGAAACACGCCCGAACAAUACUCUUCAAGUCCAAGGUGAUCGAGAUGCUGGAAGUAGCUCACAUAUUACCAAGGAAUCUCGUCUUGAACUAUCCCGAGAUCGUGGUGCUGAGGCCGGUCUGACUCGAAAUGCUAGUAGUGGCUCACUUAAUGACAAAUGCGCUCCUUCUGAACUGGCUCGAAAUAACAGUUUGAAAGCUCCAAGCCCCCAAAAUACUGAUGAUGUCUCAUUCAAUGGCGAGCAGGCUGGUCUAAAAUCUCCCCAAGACAAGGAGCUCAAGCUUGACCACUGCCAAUACGCUGGUAAUAGCCUGCAGCACAAGAAGAGCAUUUUUCCCAAAGUGAAGGACGUGGGCGAUAGUACACUUCUCAAUGAGCGUGGUACUGUCAGAUCUGCCCAAGAUGAUGGUGUAAGGGCUCAGCGUAGCCAAAGGCUACGUUUAAGAGACUUAAUCAUGCCGAUACUCGAGUUAGAAUGGUAUACGUCUACGUACAUUAUGCUGUAUUCGCCUUCAAGUGGAGCUGGCUUUGCAGAGUUGCGAAAUCAUAGCCGAAGAGAAAGCGACGAGCCCCGUCCUCCAACUGAAAUUGUCCGUACAAAGAAGAAGGUGAGGAAGCGGCUUCAGAAAAUGAAGAGCCUGUAUCAUCAAAUAAAUUCUUCAAACGAGUCAUUUGUCUGCUCAAGAGCUCGAGAAGUUGAGAACAGCAAACAAUGA